This is a messenger RNA of Symbiodinium necroappetens, 3859 nucleotides long. The record is from the annotation of a GenBank genome assembly. Lineage: Eukaryota; Dinophyceae; Suessiales; Symbiodiniaceae.
GAAGCAAGGCCAAGGCCAAAGCCUCUCAGCCCGGCCGUCGAGUUUGCGGCAAGCAGUCCUUGGGUGGCCGCUUGGUGAAGACCCUCCAGAAGACCAAGCAGCGGGAGGACAAAAAGCAGGACAAGAAGGAGGCCAGGGUGUCUGGACAGUUCGCGAAGUGCAUGAGCACGUACUACGAAAGGACACUCAAGGAAGAGAGGGACUUUGUGUUUUCCAAGUUGGCCGAGCACGACUCAUGGAUGCCAAAACUGGCAGCCAUGUUUCGCAGCGGUGCCUUGGAGAAGCUGCUCUCCAUGGAGGCGGAGCAAUCCAAGCAGUUGGCCGACGAGGAGGUCGCCAACGAGAACGGGGAGGACCUCGGCUUCCGUGUGAAGGGCAGGGUGACGAAGCUCUUCAAGUUGCCCAAGGACACCAAGACGAGGUUGCUGGAGGACUGGUUUGAGAGCGAGUCCUUCCCGGACCACGAGGAGGACGUCAACGUGGACUGGUUGAACCUGGUGCUCAGCUUUGUCCUGCACGUGUCCAGCAAAGCGAAUGUGCCGCCAGUCCCCAACAACCGCUUUGAGAACGUCCUCAGCAAGCAGUUUCAGUUGCGAGCCAAGUUCCUCCAGGAGAAGACGGGCUUCCUGCGAUUGGGUGCCGCCGACGGCCAGGCCGUUCAAAAGCUCCAGUACGGAGACAGGAGCAGGCUUCGGUUCUACUUCUUGGAAAACACGGAGGUCGGUCAGCAUCUCGGGUGCGGGUUCCUGGGCAAGAAGGUGCCGCUGCCGAAGCUGCACGAAGGCACUUGGGUCCUCUCGUCGGAGCACGAGUUCGAGGCUGUGGUUCAGAGCUCCACCAACGAUGCCAUGAGCCUGAUCUGUGCAAGUUUCUUUGACAAGGAGCUGAAGGACUUGAACCCUGACGACACGUGGAAGUAUGACGAAGAACCGCCGGCAGGAGCAGUGAGCUCGCAGGCUGUAGUCUGCGUCACUGGCCAAGAUGGGGAGGCCAGCAGAUUUCGUAUAUUCGACAUUGAAGAAGACCUGCACUUUCGAAGAUACAGCAAAGGACUCGCUCUGCACAACACAGUGACAGGAGAGCUAGUCGCACUACCAGACUCCACAGCGUGGACGGAUUUCGAGAUACAGCAGACUGCAGAGGGCAGUGUGCUGAAGUACACUGACGAGGAUGGUGAGCAGAAAGAAGAAGCUGUCGCUUCCAUUAUGCGGUACUCCAAGCAGGACAACGAACUGCUGGAACACAGCACGGGCCUCGCCACAUCCUGGGAACAGUGCUCCCAGGACAUUCGCGGCAGCGCCCUCACCAUGGAAACCCACCAAGGCAAUCUCUUCCGGGCCGAGAUCGCGAUCCACAAAGUACCCAGGGUGGUGGGCGAAUUAUCAACGGGUACUUGCUUUUGGCACACGAGGUGGGUGGUAUCCUUCCUCGGAGGCCAUAGAGACCACAAUUUCUCAAGCCAUGUAUCGCAAUCCCUCAGCAACAAGCUGAUGGGCUACCUGCAAGCAUUAGCCACCACACCUGGCUUGACCGAGGCAGAUAUCAAGCAGAUAUCGGACAAGCAUCUGACGAAAAGCAGGCGUUCCGAAAUAAUGACAAGCAAGCAUUCCCAAACAGUGAGAAACAAGAUCAAGAGGAAGGCUUCGGAAGCAUCCCUGGACGAGAACGAGGAGGCCGACGAGGCAGAGGCAGAGGCCGGAGACGAUGGGCCGCUCCGGCCGGUGAGACGAAAGAGCAGCGGGUCGCUGGAAACUUCGCCUGCAGGAGAGUACACCAUGUCCAUGAUGAUGAUGCUGGUCUUUCUGUUGCAUCUGUCCUGCAGAAAGAUCAGCUCGAGGAGUGGUUGGAAGGCGGGUGCGGAGAUUGUGGCUGCAAAAGCAACCAUGCUGCUCCGAGCUCUCGCUCGGAUUUUCGUUCGUGCUGCUCAGACGGUGUGUCUGCCAAAGGCCGCAGUGGAAGUGCGAGUGCAGGAGGACAGUCUCCAGGUUCAUGUGCCGAAUUUGGUGGAGUCUUGCAGUGCAUUGCGGAGCAUCCAAGACAUUGUUGAGGAGGGCUACCCUUGGAUUGAUAUGGUGGAGCUCAUGCAGACAGCCUGCCAGCAGGAAGUCGUGGGACACAGGCUGGCGAAGCGGAAAGCCUACGAGCUAGCUGUGGCUGUUUUAUGCAAGGCCUUGGCCGAUCUUUUCGAAGGAAGUCGAUUGGAAGAUGUUUGGACCGAGACCGAACUGUGGCACAUGCAGCCUUUGAAGACUUCCGGAGGCAAAAGGCGCUUGAGCGGCUCACAGAAAAAAUCUGUGGUGGACCAGACCUCGAAACAACACCUGCGGUCGGCAAGUACCGUAUUGGCCUCGCAGGCACAGGCCUGCAAGGACAGACAGAAGGGCUCCGACCUGGUGACCAUGGAGCGAUACAGCUACAGUCUGGAGCUGCACAAGCAUUUCCGGAAAGUUCGGCGGCUCUCGCUUUGCAUUGAUGGUGUGCAGGUCGGCAGCUACAGCUUGCUGAACACGGUGGCCUGUGAUCUCCAGUCAGGCUGUAGCGGCAUCUGCCCACCACAGGUCCUGAAAAAGCUCAAGGAGAACAGCGGCCCUGCUGGCAACCAGCAAUCCUGGAAGAGGAGGGUAGCUGAGUUCGUGAAGAACCGAGACGACGAAACCCUGAACAACAGAAGGAAAAGACUCAGGGACAAGUCCUCAGUAGAGCCCGUGCGAGUAGCCACGAUGCAGUGGAUGUUAGACAUCAAUCACAGCAUGCAGUGGCUGGGCUCCUCUCUCAGCGAUUUCUUUAUCAGCGAGGAGGACAUCAAGCAAAGCGAGCAGCCGCCAACUCUGGUGAUCACUACGGACCAAGAGGGCACACAGAUUGCAGCUACGAACUUCCUCAGAUGGCACCUGAAUGCAUGCAUCGAGCACACAUACGAUCCUCAGCACAGGAGGUCCAACGAUACCACCCUGGCACUGGGACAGGCUGGCGUGUUGAAGCAAGCCUGCCAUGCAGUGGGCCUGUACAACUUGCAGUAUGGGCCUUUUCAGAAGGGAGGCUUUCAUGAGCAGGUGGUGGAUGCAGCAAGAGAGAUGCACGAGGGCAUGAGUCCCAACGAUGACCUGCUGAAGCUCUUCUUCGAUGACAUCCUCCUGGACUUGGGAGAGAGCCUGGACAACAACAACGAAGCCAGGCGGAGGCAGUACCUGCGAGAGCUUCCAAACUCCCCCAUCGUCAAGUCCAAGGGACCCAAGGCGAGUAUGAGCCGUUUCAACUCACUGCAGCACUCACAGGAUCACCUCGACAAACACUGGAGCAGUUUCGCUUUGAUCCUGACCGUGGUGUGCCUCACUCAGAAGUUCGUCGACUUCGCCGACGAGUUGUGGGCCCCGGCAGGAGCAGUGGCAGCUAUCCUGAAGGAGCAACCGCCGGUUUCUGCCGCCACAGCCAAGAAAGAGGCCAAGGAAGCCCUGAACAACAUGCGAUCAAAGACAAGAAACACUUUGCACCUGUACUGCAAGUGGAUAAACGACCCCGUGAACAAGAACUUGGCUCGUAUGCUGUUCUACCUGCAGAAACCAGAGAGCGACGACAGCGGGCAGAUGCUGGCCAGCAUGCGAAGUGCAGCUGCUUGCCGGGAGCACUUUAAGAAGUGGAGUCAGUGGAGCUUCCUGGAGAUUGCCCAGCAGCAGAUCGCCGUGCUCAGCAAUCUCACACUGCUGUCCAGGAUGGGGUUCGAGAUGAGUCGCAGUGCAAGAACCAGGAGUGAGCUCACUGAGGAGAAGCUUCAGUGCGAAGAUGCCUUGGCCAGGAAGUGCUGGCUGGUGUUGUGCAAGUUGCUGAAGUUCCGCCUGGGUUCCAUGACUUGGCACACAUG